Molecule: messenger RNA, 1582 nt
Organism: Halichondria panicea
Lineage: Eukaryota; Metazoa; Porifera; Demospongiae; Suberitida; Halichondriidae
Product: TNF receptor-associated factor 5-like
Exons: 1
Coding region: 31-1482 (483 amino acids)
Molecular function (GO): zinc ion binding; protein binding
Source: RefSeq, a predicted model, not a curated record
GCUGCUUGCUAACACUAACCCAGCCUAAAUAUGGCUACCAGUAACAGUGACUGUUCUAACUCUGUGAACCAAGAACCAGCUGCUACCCAUCCCCCAGAACAGAUCACCCAGCAAGCUGAACCUGACUACGAUCUUGUUGAACAACCUGAUAAAGACUUGUACUGUCCAGUUACCCUUGAGAUUCUGGUGGAGCCACAUCAAACCGACUGCUGUGGACAGCACAUCUCAGAGAAAGCUGCUCAAAGGAUCAUCAGAGAUGGCAAGCCUUGUCCUAUGUGUAACAAUGCUCCCUUUAAAACGCUAAAAGACAAGUUCUUCAAACGAAACACAAUCAAUAAAUUGAAUGUUCGUUGUCCCCACAAGAAGAGUGGGUGUGAGUGGACAGGGGAACUGGGGGACCUGAAUCACCACACCACCUCCUGCCUAAAACGUCCCUGGAAGUGCCAAUAUUGCGAUUUUGAGUCCACCCACGAUAUUGGAACAAAUAACCACACCCCUUGCUGUGACAACUACCCCCUGCCUUGUCCCAACCAAUGUGAGAUUGGUACCUUCCCUCGCUGCCAAGCUGAUAGCCACAUUCUGGAGUGCCCCCUACAACUUGUGGAGUGUAAGUUUGCUGGAGCUGGAUGUGACGUGAAGGUUCCUCGAAGAGAUCUGGUGGGUCACAUGACAGAGAGUGUCCAACAGCACCUCCUGACAGCCACCCUCCUCAACCUGCAACUAACGAGAGAGCUACACCAGAAAAUGGAGGAGAAAGACCAGCAAAUAGUCGACUUGCAGAAACGAGUGAAGGAACAAGGCAAUACUAUCGAUACCAAGAUUCAACAAUUAGACGCAAAAGUUGAUACAAAAUUCCAACAACAAAAGGAAAAAGCGUAUGAUCUACACACAAAAGUUGCUACUAAAUUUGAAAAUCUUGAUACCAAGUUCCAAGAUCUACAGGCAAUAGUUGAUACCAAGGCUGAUCAACAAGCUAGAAACCUUGACACAAAGGUCAGUGACCUAAAGGUCACGAUGGAAGCCAACACAGUGAAGAUACAGAAUGAUUUGUUAUUGCUACUGAAAGGGUUUUCCUGCCACGAGUUUACUCUCACUGAGUUUACGAAACAACAAGCAAAAGGCGGCUAUGGAUACUGGAAUGGUGGAGAGUUUACUACAAAAGGAUGGAGGUUCUCAUUCUGUGUGUAUACAAAUGGUGCUGAAUCUGCUAAUGGAACACAUUUGACAGUCAGCAUCUAUAAACGCGAUGCUGCUGCCAAAACAGAAGGUGUAUCUAUCCUACAGAUGCUCAACCAGCUGGGUGACCAUGGACACUACAUAGGAACGGAAACAAGAAUUUUGAAGGAGAAUAGAAUAUGUUUUGGUGACUCGUACAAAUUCUGUCCUCUGGAUCGCCUAGGUUACUGUGCUGGCACAAACACCCAGUACCUCAAAGACGACUGUCUCAAGUUCAAACUGUUUAUGAAAGUGAAGGCUCUCUAAAUAGUAAACAACAUUGGUUACUAUACCGUGACUGUAUCUUAGCAAUUAGUGUGAAUUUUGACUAUUCUUGAAAGUUAAAUUGAUGAUCCAACAUAAUUAA